CUGCUUCACCGGAGGGAGAAAAAAAAAUCUUAAAAAAAAAAAAAAAAAAUCUUUAAAAAAAAAAAAAAAAGAGCGAAAAGGCAAAAACUUCACUGGUUUACAGGAAUUUGCACUUAUUUGGAAACAGUGUCCAAGUUGUCCCGAGCUACGGGAGUUCCGGGGAGGGAGACGUAGUCGUCGUUACCGGUAAACGCUACUAUUCUCCGUGCCGUCGGUAGUAUUUUUUUGGUAGAUUUAGCUACAUGACUCUGCUGCCGCCUCUCCACCCGUCCACAGCCGGAAGUCUGAUCCUACAAGGCUGGGCCUAAGGCUGAAUGACCAACCAGCCAAAGUGAGCAACUUCCCCAAGAGCCCCACACCUGCAGGAGCCCUCAGACCCCCAGCUUCACUGUGUGGCAAUUAGUUUGUGAAAUGAUGGAAGACUCUCAUUUUAAUUCAUCGUAUUUCUGGUCUCCCAUCCCCACUGUAUCAGGACAGAUUGAGAACGCCAUGUUCCUGAACAAGGUGAAAGACCAACAGGAAAAGAAUGCUUCCUUCUCUUCUUCCCCUGCAUCCCACUACCAAACAGCUCUUCUCACCAUCCCCACUCCUGGGACAAAGACAGAUGGAGGAGGGCAGGCUUGUAGUGUGGCACACCUCCACCCGGCGGCUCACAGCACCCAGAACAUGCUGUCUGUCCCCUCCACAGGCAUCAUGACAGCAGCGGGUCUGGUCAUCACAACUCCUCAGGGAACACUAGUCUCUCCCACCUCCUCUCAGUCGUUUGUCUCUGGUCAUCCAGCAACGACCAUGAUUGUUUCAGCUCUCCAUUCUGCAGACAAAAAAGAAGGGGACGGGGCGCCCCAUGUUGUUGUGAUGCCGGCGCCCUCCAAACGAGGCAGAAAGAAGAAGACAACACUGUCUAGGGUCGGUCCUGCAGGAAAUGAAACCCUAAUACUGGCUCAUCUGACAGCUGGUGGCCAGGUGGCAUCUUUGCACCAUCAGACUGGAGACCCAUAUGAGCUGUCAGAGGAAGACCAUGGCCCAAAAGACAGCACUAAGACAUACAGGUGCCGGAUGUGUGCGGCGACCUUCCUCAGUAAGUCUGACAUGCAGAUCCACUCCAAGUCGCACACAGAGGCCAAACCUCACAAGUGUCCACACUGCGCCAAGUCAUUCGCCAACUCCAGCUACCUGGCCCAGCACAUCCGCAUCCACAGCGGGGCCAAGCCUUACACCUGCUCCUACUGCCAGAAAUCUUUCAGGCAGCUCAGUCAUUUACAGCAGCACACACGGAACCACACAGAGUCAAAGCCUCAUAAGUGUCCCCAUUGUACCAAGUCAUUUGCCAACUCCAGCUACCUGGCCCAACAUGUCCGCAUCCACACUGGAGUGAAACCCUACACCUGCUCCUACUGCCAAAAGUGCUUCAGACAGCUCAGUCAUCUUCAGCAGCACAACAGGAUUCACACCGGAGAUCGGCCAUACAAGUGUAUCCAACCAGGAUGUGAGAAAUCCUUCACGCAACUCUCGAAUUUACAGUCCCACCGGCGUCAACACAACAAGGACAAGCCCUACAAGUGCACCAACUGCAAUAAAGGAUACGUAGAUGCAGCGAGCCUGGAGGUGCACAUGUCCACUCACACAGUCAAGCACGCGAGGAUCUACUCGUGUGGUCUCUGCAACCGCACUUAUACCUCAGAGACGUAUCUGGUGAAACACAUGGAGAAACACAACCCAGACCAGCUAACUGCACCAGCAGCACAGGCGGCACAACAGAACCAAAGCCAGGGUCAGAGCCGGGUAGACGGCGCAGAUGGAGGAUCAAGCCAACCUGGGGGAGCUGGGAGCGGAGGAGCGGGCGGAGGCCAGCAAGGACAGAGCCAGAGCAACUACCCCCAGACAGAAACCAUCUCCUGUCCAUUUGACCUCCACCAAUACAAGACAGUGUCUGCCAGUGACAUCCAGUACAAACCUGUCAGCAUAGCUGACAUUACUUCCCACAAGAACCUCUGUCUCACUGUGUCAGCAUCCACCAUUCAAGUGGAGCACCUCAACUCUUAGAGGUGAUGACAAGGAGGGAGUUUGGGGGGGUGGGGAAGUUAAAAUUGAUUCAAGAAAUUGAGGAUGGAGUGUCGAGGAAUAAAAGCAAUACUAAGAUGAUAGAAGAACUUUGGAACACAUGACUGUGCCUGGCUGAUGGUUUGAGGCAGACAGGACGAACAAUAUGGUGACAUGAUAUACUGAAGACUAUAAUUUGACUUUAUUUUUUUAAUUUGUCUUUUUUUCUGUCUGCCUUGUUUGAUUUGUUUUGCUUAGCUGUCCUGUCUGAGUAGAAAGUGCAUGUAAAGGCUGCAAUAAAGUGUGUUUCAGUCCAUCACAGUGAUGGUUUUAUGAUAGGAAGAGAGUCAAAGUGCUUCUCUUCAUUGUUGUUUCAUCACCUCAUGCUCUUCCCUACAAAUACAGCUUUGGGCAUAGCAAUUUAUGGUCUCUCUGUUAGGGGAAAUGGUAGUUGACUGUGAAGGUAAAUUUUUGUACUUUCAUACAGAGACUUUCAGUUUUUACAUCAAUGGUAUUACCUCUACUAUUGUAAAAUACAUGACUGCAAUUAUUUCUUUUUAACCUUAAAACCAACAUAGAGGUAAUUUUCCUUUUCAGGAAAGAGAAAAUAUCAAUCAAGUAUAUAUAGAUACUACCAGUUUAUAAAGAUGAUUGUGUGUUUAAAAGAUGUGAUAAUCCAUAUAACCAAUUUACCCAUUCGCAGGCUUUCACAUAACCUUUUGGUCAGUGAUGGUUCACGUUUCAUGUAAUCCUAUUGUACUGCUUUUUGUGUAUGUCCUAAAAAUAAUGUUAUCCAAAUGUGUUCUUGCUAUGAUACUUCCAUAACAAUGUUUAAUAGUUCUUUAUAGAAAUACUGACACAUGAAAUUUGUCUUUUUUUCCGGCUUAUAAUACAAUAAACCCUCUCAUAUGUUUCAGUCUAA
Molecule: messenger RNA, 2962 nt
Organism: Sander lucioperca (pikeperch)
Lineage: Eukaryota; Metazoa; Chordata; Actinopteri; Perciformes; Percidae
Gene: znf384b
Product: zinc finger protein 384 b
Exons: 12
Coding region: 412-2043 (543 amino acids)
Biological process (GO): regulation of transcription by RNA polymerase II
Molecular function (GO): RNA polymerase II cis-regulatory region sequence-specific DNA binding; DNA-binding transcription factor activity, RNA polymerase II-specific
Source: RefSeq, a predicted model, not a curated record